CACACAGACUCCCACCUAUGUUCUGAGUGUCCUUUCUCUGGAAAGCCACAAACAUUCCCAAGCAGGACUUCUCCUGAAUUAUCUCAAAUUCUUUGAAUUUCUCUGGUCUGGAAGGAUUAAAGGAGGGGACAGGAGGCGUGGAAUGGCCCUCCAAAGAGGUUAAAUAGGUCACUUCAAAGCUGACCACCAAGACAAGCAGAGCACCCAGGAAGAUCUUCACCUAGGCUUCUGGCACCAUGAUGUCACUUCAGAUGCUGCUCCUUGCUGCCCUGCUUCUGGGGACUUCCCUGCAGCACGCCAGCGCUGCUCGAGCCACCAAUGUAGGCCGAGAGUGCUGCCUGGAGUACUUCAAGGGGGCCAUUCCCCUCCGGAGGCUGGUGGCAUGGUACAGGACCUCAGCCGAGUGCCCCAGGGACGCCAUCGUGUUUGUAACAGUCCAGGACAGGCUCAUAUGUUCAGACCCCAAAGACAAGCAUGUGAAGAAGGCCAUCAGGUACUUGAGGAACCUAAGGCAGUAGCCUGUCAUCAACCUCUCAGCCUGGAGCAUUUGAGGACUUCAGUAUUGGUGCCCAUGAUCCCAACCUGUGUCUGGUGGAGGCCUGGAGAGCCCAAGAGAAGCUGCACAGUGGGAGUCCCUGUCCCCCCUUUUAUGGACUCAAGCUACAGGUGCACGCACGCACACACAAACACAAACACUGAU
Messenger RNA from Meriones unguiculatus (Mongolian gerbil), 700 nucleotides. It is a transcript of the gene Ccl17, whose product is annotated as C-C motif chemokine ligand 17. The transcript has 3 exons. The coding region runs from base 237 to 518 and encodes 93 amino acids. The record is from RefSeq and is a predicted model, not a curated record. Gene Ontology annotation, biological process: lymphocyte chemotaxis; G protein-coupled receptor signaling pathway; cellular response to tumor necrosis factor. Gene Ontology annotation, molecular function: chemokine activity; CCR chemokine receptor binding. Lineage: Eukaryota; Metazoa; Chordata; Mammalia; Rodentia; Muridae. Gene Ontology annotation, cellular component: extracellular region.